AUUUGGAUAGCAUUAUGCUGUUUGCUCAUAUUUUGAAUUAUAUAUCAAAUAGUAAAAGGAGGCAUUUAUUUGUAAAUAAUAGGAAAAUUUAUUCUCUUAUUACUUGUAUAGAUGACAGUCUAUCAGAAAUUCUGGUAAGGAAGUGGCUGAGAACCAAUGAGCCACGACAAAACAAUUUGGCAAUAUUGUAUUGAUAAAAAAUACUGUAUUGCUUAAAAAUACUUAAUUGUCUUAAUUUCUUUUAUAGAGUUAUUCCUGCUAUUAGUUUGUAACUGUGCUUAGAAUUUGGUUAUCUCUUUUAGGGGUUGAUAGGGUGUUUUAAAUGUAUGUCUUCAAAUAUUAAUGAGAGCUUAAAAUUGAGAAUGUUAGAAGGUGAAUGGAUCUUUCUUCUCAGUGUCAAAUAGAGAACUAGUUUUAUAGUGUCAGAAGAGUAAGACGUACAACAUUUCCAAUUAUUUGGAGAGCUAGAAUGCAUGUACUAUCAAGCGAAGCAAAGCACACACAAUAACAGGGUUUGUUCACAGAUAUAGUAGGGGGUGUUAAAUAUAUAUCACUCAGCUUCUUGGCUGUCCAGUUCUCAGUCUUGAGCAUUACACCAAAAUCAUUUAGGUUACCUUAUUAUGAUUAUCUAUAGUAGGUGAGCAAUAGCACCCAUUUCCUUCUACCUUGUCUGCAAGGGGGAGCAGUAACCUCUGGCGAGGGGUUAUUGCUUGGAGGAGUUGAUGACUUCAGUUGUGCCACCAGGAGCUGGUAGAGCUUACAUGCUGGAGUUCUGAGGUCUUUUCAGAGUGUCCUGGCAACUCAGCUCAGUUGAGAGUUCUUCUUGUGUUUUAUGCCUCCACCAUUGUAUCAGCUCUUGGAGCAGCAGAGAAGAUAACAGACACUAUAGUCUCUAUGCUGCUCCCUUACAUCCAAAAGGGCUUGAAAUCCACUAUACAGGAUUACAGAGCUGCAACAUACAUGAUAAUCUCCCAGAUGACAGUAAAAGUGACAGUGGAGACUUCCUUGGUGCAUUCCUUGAUGUUACAGAUAACCAAGACAUUAUAUAAAGUGCCCUCAUUAGUCAGGGAAGGGGUGGCUUGCCUCAACCUACUUCUACAAACUCAGAAAGGAGACAGACUUGGGAAAAAGCCAUUUAAUUAUCUGUGCAAAACCCCAGAAUUGGUAACACUUCUGCAAGGCCUUUCAGCAAGCUAUGAUAUUUCUCCUCUUCUGCGUUACCUGUUGCCUCAUCUUGUUUGCACUGUCAUGAAAAAUGAUACGGAGGAACAAGACGAAUCUGAGGAGGCAGAGAAUCAGAUUUACAUCAAACAUCUUGAAGCUAUUCUUCAGAGUAUACCACUGGAAAAGGAUUUAGAUCACCUGUUGGCUUCCAAGUUUCUUGAAGAGUUUAUCUCCUAUGGUACAGAGAUUGAAUCUAAUCCCACCAAAAUGGCUGCAGUCAAUCAAAAGAUGCUUCCUCUUAUCAGACUUCUUGAGAGAAAGUAUCCUAAAGCCUUAGACUCUGUGUUGGAGAAGCAUCUGGAAGAUUGCACAGAUGAGGCUGAACAAAAUCUUUUUCAUCAAUUUAUUUCUCUUUCAUUAAGCUGUGGCAAAUACAAGUUUCUGGAAGACUCUGAUACCUCCCUUCUGCUUAGUUUGAAUCAUCCUCAGCCAGCUGUGCGGGUCCUGGCUCUUCAGCAUUUGAAAGAUGUUAUUGAAACAUCAAAGGAAGGCUUUGAUCAGUCUUUCAUAGAAGAAGCAAUAUUUGAUCGGCUCAAGGAUGACAACAGAGAUGUUGUAAUGUCUGCUCUCAGUUCUUUGGAGAUUUUCAGGAAACAAGUCAAUCCAGAGGUAGUAGUAUCAAGUCUUUUGAACAUCUUCCAGAAAGCUGAUCUUUCAAAGGAUGGAAAGUGGUACAAGGUUCUGGAGCGAGCAAUAAAAAUUUUAGUCAAAGAGGAGAUUUUGAAAGAAAAAAAAGAACUACUAGAUGAAGCAGUAAUGCGGUUGCUACCUUUUAUGGUAAUCACUAACGCGAAUUCAAAAUCUUCAGAUUGGAAAAUGGCCGUUGCUCUGUCAGAAUCUGAUCUCUGCUCCUUACACCCUUUACUGAAAGGCUGGCCAGAAGCUCUCGAAGAGGCAAUUAAAUCUAGCAAGUCUGCAGAGUUGAUUGGAGUGGCCAACAAGAAAAUGAUUCUGCUGUUUUCUAAAAACAUGACUUCAGGGGACCCUUCCUUACUAUCACAAAUGGUGGAUGAUCUGAUACUUGUUACUGAAACAGAAUCUGACAGCGUGAGACAGAAAGUAAUUACUCAUAUAAUUGGUUCAGUGCUUGUUCAGUGCUGCUGCGAUACACAGAUGAAGGAAAAUUAUUUUUCAGUGGCCAUCAGAGUCUUCCGUUUCUUGGAUAAAAAAAUAAAAGAUCUCAGAGCUUAUGAUCCUGCAGAGGAAACUCCCCUAAAUUGGUCUGUUGAAACAAUAGAGGAAACCUUGGUGCUUAAGGACUUGUUAACUGCAUAUAUAGAAAAGCUCAAUAGUGAUCAGACUGCUCAUGCAGAGGACUCAGCUAUGUUCCUGUUCUUAUUGAAAAACUUCAUUAAUGGCCUAAAACCUCCUCUGUCCUUUUCACAAGAGGAAACUUGGUGGAAUCCUGAAUCUCUGGAUCAAGAUAGCCAAGACUACCUGCAUCUCCUUUUGGGGCUGUUUGACCUCCUUGUCUGUGGAGCUAGUGAGGGAAACAAUGCUGUUCAGUACAGAGCAUUGAUGAAUCUCUUACUCAAGGUACAUCUAAAAGAUUCAGAGAUUCUCUUCAAAUUCCUUUCGAUUUUAUGGACUUACAGUUAUAACCUUUCAAAUCAUCUGAACUAUGAAGUCAGCGCAAUGCUACAGACUCAAGCUUUAUAUAUUGGCUAUGCACUGCUCGAAUCACAGACAUAUCAAAAAAAGAAACAGCUGCUAUCACCGUCAUCUCCAGUGGUGAUAUCUUUGCUAAUUAACUUGGGUAGUCCUGUGAGUGAAGUUCGAAGGGCUGCUCUCAACUGCCUCCAUUCCUUGAGAGGGAUAAAGGAGUCUCUAUUUCAUCCUGUUCUUCAGCAUUUGGAGCAAAAAACAGAAGAGAUCAUAUCUGACCGUACCUACAUAACACAGAUAAUGGAAACUCUUUUUGAGGAGCUUGAGACGCAACCAAAACAGAAAUCCCAGAAGAAAAAGUUGUCAGAAGCUUUGGAAAGCAUACUUGAUUGUGUACAGAACCCUAUUUUCCCAUCAUAUAUUGCAAGAAACUUAAUGAAAAUUCUUCAUGAAGUCCAUGGUGAGAUGAUUCUUUCUCACCUCUUGCCUGUGCUAGACCGGUUGCUAGAGAAGGUCUUUAAGAAACCUGAGGCAAUGUUGAAAGAUGAAGUUGUUCUCCUGCAUCUCAUCCUUGGAAAGUUUAAUGAAUAUUCAGCAACGCUCUUGUGCAAGAAUCAGCAGAGUCUGGAUUUAUUUAUUAGAAGUCUGCAUGCUGCCAAGAAAAUGUAUGAAGAAAUUCCACCUUUUCAGAUCACAGCACUUGGGCAGAUUACCAAACCAUUCUUUGCAGCCGUGUCAGAUGAGAUGGUGCAACAGAAGCUAUUAAAAGUCUUAUUUGACUUACUGUUAAACUGUAAGAACCCACUUUGUGCCCAGACAAUUAGCAGUGUGUUUAAAGGGAUUUCAGUGUGUGCUGAGCAGAUGGUCAGAGAACUGGAGCCACCUGAGAAAACGAAUAGUCUGGCCACUGUUCAGCAAACUAGAAGGCAGAAAAUGCAGCAACAGAGAAAGCCUCAAGAUGCGGAAUUGGCACCGGAAGCAAGCCACUUCAGCUGGCGGAGAGUUAUGCUUAUUCUGGAGUUACUGCAGCAUAAGAAGAAACUUAGACGUCCGCAGGCAUUGGUACCUGCGCUUUUUAACCUGCUGAGCCGGUGUCUGGAACCUAUGGCAUCAGAAGAAGAAAAUAUGGAAUAUACAAAGCAACUAAUCCUCAGCUGCCUGCUAAGCAUCUGUCAGAAAUUGUCUUCAGAUGGUGGCAAGAUCCCAGCAGAUAUCCUUGACAAAGAAAAAUUCAACGUGGAAGUGAUAGUUCAGUGCAUCAGGAUAUCUAAAAUGCCCCAGACACACCACCAUGCAUUGCUUCUCCUUGGUGCUGUUGCUGGCAUGUUUCCUGAUAAAGUUCUCCACAACAUUAUGCCCAUUUUUACAUUCAUGGGAGCAAAUGUCUUGCGUCUGGAUGAUACUUACACAUUCCAAGUAAUUAAUAAGACAGUGCAGAUGGUUAUUCCUGCUCUUAUACAGGCUGAAGACAGUGAUUUGUCAGAGUCCUCGGGAAGUGUAGAAGAGGUGGUGAUUAAAAUCAUUCGCGUGUUUGUGGAUGCCUUGCCCCAUGUGCCAGAGCACCGCCGCCUGCCGAUCCUGGCCCAGCUGAUCACCACAGUGGGAGGAGAAAAGUUCCUCUGGGUUCUCCUGGUGCUGCUGUUUGAGCAGUAUGUGACCAAAACUGUGACUGCAACAUCAAGCAUAGACAAGGAUGCUGUUCUGGAAGCCGACACUGAAUUUUGGAUUUCCAUCUGUUGCGAAUUUAAUGUACGUUCUCAGUUCCAGAGCAUGAUGAAAAUAAUCCAGUACUUGACAGAGCUGCCAGAGAACAAAGAAGAUGAUCCUGCGUCAAAAAAGUCAAGAACAUGCAAGACAAAGCUAAAAAAUCAGGAUGGGCAGCUCUUUAAUGUGGAGUCUCACUCAGACAAACAACUUCGGCAUUUCAAAUUCUUGUCGGUCUCUUUCAUGUCACAACUUUUAUCCUCACAGAGUUUUGUGAAAAAGAUAGUUGAAUGUGAAGAAACAGAAGAGCUGCAGAAGUUGGAACAGAGGCUAUUAGAAGAAGUUCUUCACUAUAUAAACACGGUAGCAUCCUCUGUGGAAGGAAACGUGGACAAGCCAACAGCCAAAUUUUGGAGGGUUCUGCUUAACAAGUCCUAUGAUAUGCUGGAUAAAGUCAAUGCCUUAUUGCCAACAGAAACCUUCAUCCCUGUAAUUAGGGGACUAAUGAUGAAUCAGCUCCCAUCUGUGAGACGUAAGGCAAUGGACCUUUUGAACAAUAAGGUGCAGCAGCGCACAAGGUGGCAGAAGAGCCAGAUCCUGCAGCUCUUAGAGCUAGUUCCUGAGCUCAUUGCUAUUGUGCAGUGUAAAAGAAAGGAAGAAGAGGAGGAGCAAGCCAUCAACAGGCAGACUGCUUUGUUCAGCCUCAAACUACUCUGCAAAGGUUUUGGCACAGAAAAUCCAGUGCCAUUUGUACCUGUUCUGAAAACUGCCAUUGAUCUGAUUUCUUCGGAGAAGGAGGAAAAGAAUGUGAUGGGAAGUGCUUUGCUCUGCAUAGCUGAGGUCACGUGUACACUGAAAGCCCAAGCAAUACCUCAGCUUCCAAGGCUGAUGCCGGCACUGUUGAAGACUUUAAAAAAUAAGAAGGAGCUGGUCUCCAAUGAGAUUUACUUGCUGAGUGCCAUCACUGCUCUGCUGAAGGUUGCAGAAACAUUACCCCACUUCCUUAGUCCUUAUCUCUUGGAUUGCUUGCUGCAGGUUGUCCGCUUGGAAAAGAUUGUGGUCGAGUUUGGUCCUUCUUCCCAGAUAAGCUUACGUGUAACAUCACUGAAAACUAUCCUAGCUACAAGGCUUUCUCCCCGAAUACUCUUGCCUGCAAUUACAAAGUGUUACAGUGAAGUGGCAAAUACCCGGAAGAACUGCCUGGGUCCUCUUAUGAACAUUUUGAAGGAGCACAUUGCUGGUAUGGAGAAGGAGCACCUGAUCUCACAUCAGUCUGAGCUGACGGCAUUUUUCAUGAAAGCCCUGGACUUCCGAAUGGAGCAUGCCCAGGAUGAUUUGGAGGAAGUUAGCAAGACAGAGGCUUACAUUAUUGAUUGCCUAAUAAGUAUGGUUAUGAAACUUUCCGAGGCUUCUUUCAGACCCCUCUUCUUCAAGCUCUUUGAUUGGUCCAAAACAGAGUCUACCCUAAAGGACAGACUGCUGACAUUCCACCGAAUAGCAGAUUGCAUCGCAGACAAGCUCAAGGGUCUCUUCACCCUGUUUGCUGGUCAUUUAGUGAAGCCAUUUGCUGAGACGCUGAACCAGGUCAACAUUUCUAAAACCGAUGAAGCUUUCUUUGACUCUGAGAACAGCACAGAAAAGAGCUGUCUGCUGUUGCAAUCCACCAUGGACUGUCUGCACAAGCUCUUCCUGUUUGACACCCAAAAGUUCCUCAGUAAGGAAAGAGCAGAAACUUUGAUGACGCCUCUGGUCGAUCAGCUAGAAAAUAUGCUUGGAGGAGAUGAGAAGUUCCAGGAAAGAGUGACAGCACACCUGAUACCCUGCAUAGCUCAGUUUUCAGUGGCAAUGGCAGAUGAUUCUCUUUGGAAACCACUGAACUACCACAUCCUGCUGAAAAUGAGACACGCCUCUCCUAAGGUCCGAUUUGCUGCUCUGCUUGCAUUGGUAGAAGUUGCACAAAAACUGAAGGAGAACUACCUGGUCCUGCUACCAGAAUCUAUUCCAUUCUUAGCUGAGCUCAUGGAAGAUGAAUGUGAAGAAGUUGAACAGCAGUGUCAGAAGACAAUUCACCAACUGGAAGUCAUUUUGGGAGAACCCCUCCAAAGCUACUUCUAAGCUCAUCCCCUUUAUUUUCAAAAAUGUGUUUCACAUGUGCAAGUGUAAUAGGCAAACUGUAUUCUAAUUUUUAUCAGAGCUAACAUCAUAACUUUUUAAUAAAAUAUUG
This is a messenger RNA of Grus americana (Whooping crane), 6757 nucleotides long. RefSeq names its product HEAT repeat containing 1 (gene HEATR1). Gene Ontology annotation, biological process: maturation of SSU-rRNA from tricistronic rRNA transcript (SSU-rRNA, 5.8S rRNA, LSU-rRNA); positive regulation of transcription by RNA polymerase I. Lineage: Eukaryota; Metazoa; Chordata; Aves; Gruiformes; Gruidae. The record is from RefSeq and is a predicted model, not a curated record. Gene Ontology annotation, cellular component: small-subunit processome; t-UTP complex; 90S preribosome. Gene Ontology annotation, molecular function: snoRNA binding. The transcript has 41 exons. The coding region runs from base 895 to 6648 and encodes 1917 amino acids.